Messenger RNA from Synchiropus splendidus (mandarinfish), 4740 nucleotides. RefSeq names its product protein kinase C, zeta (gene prkcz). Gene Ontology annotation, molecular function: protein serine/threonine kinase activity; protein binding; ATP binding. NCBI's taxonomy places the organism in Eukaryota, Metazoa, Chordata, Actinopteri, Syngnathiformes, Callionymidae. The transcript is spliced from 18 exons. The coding region runs from base 101 to 1921 and encodes 606 amino acids. The record is from RefSeq and is a predicted model, not a curated record. Gene Ontology annotation, biological process: protein phosphorylation.
ACCAUUACACUGGCGUUGCCUGCGAUGCUGAAAAACUUUAAAUUAGCUCAACAAGUUUUCAGUCGAAGCGUUUUCUGCGGUUUGACUGUCGCUCCUUUCAAUGACCCGGUUUGUUUUGGGUCUGUUCGAGGACCGUGCGAUGCAAGCGUCCAACGGAACAGUCAUGGACUUGGAGUCGGUGAAGAUAAAAGCCCACUAUGGAGGAGACAUGCUGAUCACUGACCUCGCCGCCAAGGUGACCUUUGUGGAUUUGUGUGAAGAGGUUAGAGCCAUGUGCAAUGUUGCUAGGCAGCAGCCCAUCACACUCAAGUGGAUCGAUGAUGAAGGAGAUCCGUGUACCAUCUCCUCCCAGAUGGAGCUGGAAGAGGCCCUCCGGAUUCACAGCCGAACCAAAAGAUCUGGUCUGCUGCUUCAUGUCUUCCCGAGUAUCCCAGAGCAGCCUGGCAUGCCGUGCCCCGGGGAGGACAAAUCCAUAUAUCGCCGCGGAGCCAGAAGAUGGAGGAAGCUAUAUCGGGUCAACGGACACCUCUUCCAGGCCAAGCGCUUUAACAGGAAAGCUUACUGUGGCCACUGUCGUGAAAGGAUAUGGGGGCUGGGCGGGCAGGGCUACAAGUGUAUCAAGUGCAAACUGCUGGUCCAUAAGCGCUGUCACAGACUCUUCCCUCAGACCUGCCAAAGGCUUAUGGAUCCAGUCAUGCCAUCGCAAGAGCCGCCUACAGACGCGAGGAGUGAUGAGCAGGACCUUCCGCCAGAGGACGCAGACGAAAUAACUUUUCUGCCACACAACUGUACGGUGGACAAAGCAGAAGAUGCCGACUCUGAGGACCUGAAAGCGGUGGUGGAGGGCAUCGAUGGCAUCAAGCUGACUCCAGGCCUGGCUCUGGGUCUGAGUGACUUCGAGCUGAUCCGGGUGAUCGGACGCGGAAGCUAUGCCAAAGUCCUGCUGGUUCGGCUGAAGAAGAACGAGCAGAUGUACGCCAUGAAGGUGGUGAAGAAGGAGCUGGUUCACGAUGAAGAGGACAUCGACUGGGUACAGACGGAGAAGCACGUGUUCGAGCAGGCGUCCACCAACCCUUUCCUCGUGGGCCUCCACUCGUGCUUCCAGACGGAGAGUCGGUUGUUCCUGGUGAUUGAGUAUGUAAACGGCGGAGACUUGAUGUUCCACAUGCAGCGACAGCGCAAGCUCCCAGAAGAACACGCGAGAUUCUAUGCAGCAGAAAUUUGCAUUGCUCUGAACUUCCUGCAUGAGAAGGGCAUCAUCUACCGCGACCUGAAGCUGGACAACGUCCUCCUGGACCACGACGGACACAUUAAGCUCACAGACUACGGCAUGUGCAAAGAGGGGAUCAGACCAGGGGACACCACCAGCACCUUCUGUGGCACGCCCAACUACAUCGCUCCUGAAAUCCUGAGAGGAGAAGACUACGGCUUCAGCGUGGACUGGUGGGCUCUGGGGGUUCUGAUGUUCGAGAUGAUGGCCGGGAGGUCGCCCUUUGACAUCAUCACCGACAAUCCUGACAUGAACACAGAGGAGUACCUCUUCCAAGUUAUUCUUGAGAAGCCCAUUCGCAUCCCAAGGUCUCUGUCAGUGAAAGCUGCCAGCGUGCUCAAGGGCUUUCUAAACAAGGAUCCCAAGGAGCGGCUGGGGUGCCAGGUCCAGACGGGCUUCACAGACAUCAUGCUGCACACAUUUUUUCGAAGUAUAGACUGGGAGCAGCUGGAGAAGAAAGAGCUGACGCCGCCCUUCAAACCUCAAAUCUCAGACGAAUACGGCCUUGAGAACUUCGACACGCAGUUCACUAAUGAGCCGGUGCAGCUAACGCCGGAUGAUGAGGACGUCAUCAAGAGAAUAGACCAGUCGGAGUUCGAGGGGUUCGAAUACAUCAACCCACUGUUGCUGUCCACAGAAGAGUCUGUAUGAAGGAGAGCAGCUUCCUCCUUCGCCCACCAACUGUCUGUCCGAGCUGCCAUCUCAGCCAAAACUGACUCGUAAGCACACUCAGAGUGGAGGAGGCGACGCCGCGCCCUCUGGACACCAGGCACAUGAGCUGGAGGGGUUGAGGUGAGGGGGUGGGAGGGUGUGUGUGUGUGUGAGGGGGGCGGAGUUCCGUCCUGAGCGACCACGAUUGUCAAGUUUGGACUGCGAGAAAAAGAACUCUUCACACUCGACGCACGCAAACAUUCCUUCAGUUAUCUGUGUUUGAUUUCCUCCCCACUGUCAGAAUGUCUGCCCUGGUGCUGCGGCAGGCGCGCCGGUUCAAGUCCCCUUCGCCUCACUUCCCUGGAUCAAUAUGACCAAGAACUUGAAAUUUAUCGUGCACUUUUUUUAGGUUGAUUUUUAAACGGAUUGGGGGAUGUAUGUUGAUGGACACAAAUAAGUUAUUACUGUGUAACGUCAUGUAGGUAUUAAACCCAAAUUUGACGCUGCCUUUCUAUCAGAAGAGCCACUUUGAUGUGCGGAUGCUCACAGAGGGAUGUCGACAGCAGAGUCGUUAUUUAAGAAGUGCCUCAAGGAUCUGAUGAAUCACCGCCUGGUUCACAAGCCGGGCUCGAAGCGCACGCGCUCCAGCACCCGAACUCUCCCGCACCGACGUCUUCAGCUCCCAGCUCAUCCGGAGGGUUUGCAAGUGAGCAGCCGGAGCUGAGGUUCCGUUCCUGCACCCUGAAAGAGCUCAGAAGCCGCCUCUCUACUGUACUGUCGUGACUGAAUGUACACGUGUCUCCCUCUACAGGAAGGGUGAGUAGCGCCUAGCUUUAACAGUAGAGCCUAGCUUUGCCAUAUUGAGCUUGGUCUUGGGGUCCGGCUCCUCCUGGGACAGGGUUCUGCAGCUCUCCCUAGUGUCUUUACUCACUCCUGGUACCCACUACUGACCGACGCCCUGGACGCUCAAAGAAACCAACCAACAGCCCUGUCUGUCUGUAGGCACUCCAGUUUCCUCCCUUAUUGGUCCUGCUUGUCUGUGCAGCUGGUCUCAGUCCAUGGUGUCCAAUAUUAGAUGCUGGGAAUAAGCUCCAAAACAAUCGCUACAAAGUGAUAAUUCCUCCUAAACAGACAUCUCUUCCAGCUGGAGCUGGAGCGAGCAGGUCAGGGAGGACUUCAACGAUGAUAGAAACGAGCAUGUUUGCUCGGACACUUGACUGAAAGGACUGUCAACAGGACACACUCACUGACCCUCCCCUCAGCUCGUCUGCCUCCACGGCUCGCUGGCCGAGCUCCAGUUCCUCCAUACCAGCUGCCGCCAUCUGUGACCGCUCCAGAAGACACCUCGUGUGUCUGCGGUCCAAGUGGACUCACCUCGCUGCGCUCUGGCUGACUUGACAUGCCGAGACUUCAGACCUGAGAGACCACCAGGCGAGGGUGCUCUGUUAAGCUUCAGCUGCUGAGUUUGCCCAUUGACAAAAGCAUCAUUCACAGAUGAUGAAAGCUCCAUACUCUUUGGAUCCCUCCUGAAUGUCAUUUGAAGUGUGCUUUACAGCGUUUGAGUACAUUUGUUCAGGGACAACUUGUCAUGAAUAAGAACCGAUUGAUUUCUGGUUCACGGCUUCAUCGUGAAAUGAAUGGAGUCUCUUCAGUUUACUAUUCAUUCAGCAAAGUGAAUCACCUGAGCGGCAUUGCAUUUUCAGAAGAACAACAGAAAUUCUUUGCUUUUCUUCUUCAUAUAUACACAGAUAUAUAAAGAAGUAGUGAAAAUAUAUGAACAUAUUGUGGUGCUCCGGUCAUGCAGCUUUAUGUAGCAUUGGUGUGCAGACACCUGCGGCCAGAUCUGGGCACAAGACGAAUCUGACAUUAGCUUGUGAAGGACCAAAGUGAGGCGGCUGAAUCCAGCGUAGCAUCUCAUGACAAGAAACCAAUAGCCUUCCUUCAUCCCCUACUUUCCGAUUCCUCUGAGCACUCCAGGUUCCUCCCACUGUCUGAAAACAGAGGUCAAUUGAUGACUCUAAAUUGUCUGUGUGUGUGUGUGUGUGUGUGUGUGUGUGAGCGGUUGUUUAUAUGCGUUUCCAACUCUCACUCCAAGUAGCUGGGAUAGACUCCAGCCCCUCGUGACGCUGGAACAUUUUGAUAAUGGAGUUUAAGGUCCAAGAGGGGAAUGUUCACCCUGCCCCUGGUGAAGUCUCCGGAGUCAGGUCAGCCAGACCCAGCUUCUCCACAUCUGACUCCUCGCUCUGUGGUACAGUGGCGUUCACGCUUGGAGAGCACGUGUGGCGUUGGAAACCAGAGAAUCAAUCAGCCGGGGAAACUAAUCUCCGAAAAGCAGCUCCCCAGGAAGCGCUCUUCAUUGGCCACAGACGGAUGAUAUCUGACCCGCCAUCUUUUGAUAACCAGCUUAAUAGGAUUAAUUAGCUGAUCCCGAGUCAGAGGUUGCCACUGAGCUGCAGGGAGGGAGAUAAAGAGCGGGGAGAUAGCAGAAUCCCAUCAGAGGGAACUUCCUCCAUCUCUGAUGUAAACGCCUGCUCCCCCCUGCUGGACCAACAGAUGACGGUGAGUCACUGACACGUCACCGGUGACUCACGUCCUCGAACCGAUGGACUGGACAACGCUUCUGGUUGGAUGUGCUUGUUUUCUUUUUUUUGUUUGUUUGGCUUCACCAACAUCUUUGUAAAUACGUGUAAUUAUUAAAAAUGAUUCUGGUUUUCCGUCAACACUCGUCUUGGUUUCUUCCGGACUCCUCUCAGAUGUAGCUAGUUAGUGGUGGUUAUAAGGGUAAGUCGUGGAAGGUGGAAAAUAGUCGCAGUAUAAUG